CCCUUUCAAGUGGGCGUGUUCACUAAGACCGGUGAGGAGAAGAUCGGGAACGCGCACUUUCGGGAAGUAAAUAUACAAGAUGAUGGCGGGAAGUUUCGAGAAGUUCAUCAGUACGGGCAAAGGAAAUGGCCUGCGGGCUACAAGGCGGCUGAAUGCUGGGGUCACGGUAGCGAGCAUGCAACCUUACGUAUACACCGUAUGCCGCGGGAAGAAAUACCGAGCAGCAUGUGACUACUGCCUGCGCAGGAGUACAAGUCUUCAGCGAUGUUCUCAGUGCAAAUUUGCCAGAUACUGCAAUUCGACUUGCCAGAAAGCUGCUUGGCAAGAUCAUAAAAGAGAAUGUGUAUGUCUUAAGAGCAUCUUGCCCAAUGUUCCUACAGACUCUGUCCGGUUGGUUGGCAGAAUCAUCUUUAAACUGCUUCAGCAGUCAGACUCUACUUCAGAAGAGCUCUAUUCAAUAUCAGAUCUUCAGUCCCAUAUUGAAGACCUGAGUGAAGACAUGAAAGAAGGCCUCCGGCAGCUUGUUACUGCUUUGGAGCUCUACAUAAGGAAAGAAAUACAAGAUUCAUCUCAGCUACCCCCUGGAUGCAACAUUCUCGAGUACUUCGGCAAGGUGACCUGUAACAGCUUCACCAUUAGUGAUGGGGAGAUGCAGGACGUUGGUGUUGGCCUGUUUCCCAGCAUGUCCCUGUUAAAUCACAGUUGCGACCCAAACUGCGUUAUUGCAUUUGAAGGAAGAUAUCUCAACCUACGCACUGUCAGAGAAAUCCCAAAGGGCGAAGAGCUAACGAUCAGUUACAUUGACGUGAUGAUGCCGACACACCAACGCCAGAAUCAGCUCAAGCGCCAGUACUGCUUCACCUGUAAUUGUCAUCGGUGCUUGUCAAAUGAUAAGGACAAAGACAUGCUGGCCGGAGAUGAGCAGGCUUGGAAAGAGAUGGAAUGCUCACUUUCAAGACUUGAAGAAAUGAGAUCCCAAGAUAAAGGAGAGGAGGCCUUAGAAAUUUGUAAGGCCCUGCUCAAAACCAGCCAACUACCAGACAGGAACAUCUAUCAGCUCAGAAUUCUUGACUUUGCCAUGGAUGUCUGUAUUGAUCUGGGACACUGGGAAGAAGCUCAACACUUUGGCUUACGAACCUUGGAGCCUUAUGGCCUGUACUAUUCCAAUUAUCACCCGGUGAAGGCAAUCCAAAUGAUGAAGGUGGGCAAGCUGCAACAUUAUCUAGACCAGUUUCCCGAAGCAAUGAAAACACUGAAAGAGGCUUUAGCUAUAAUGACAGUAACGCAUGGGAAAGACCACAGUUUGAUGAAGGACCUGACAGAGCUUCUGCAAGAUUGUACCAUUGCCAUGAAUGCAGCAUAGACACGAGAACCGUUCUCUUCUCAACAAGAUAUUUUUUUACAUUUUUAACUGCUUUUCUUUAACAUGACGUAAUCAUUUUUUAAUAAUGAUUGUUAAAUUCCAAAACCAAGUUUCUGAGAACUCUUCCUCUGUA
Messenger RNA from Spea bombifrons (plains spadefoot toad), 1496 nucleotides. It is a transcript of the gene SMYD3, whose product is annotated as SET and MYND domain containing 3. The coding region runs from base 80 to 1363 and encodes 427 amino acids. Lineage: Eukaryota; Metazoa; Chordata; Amphibia; Anura; Pelobatidae. The transcript is spliced from 12 exons. Gene Ontology annotation, molecular function: protein binding; histone methyltransferase activity. Gene Ontology annotation, cellular component: nucleus. The record is from RefSeq and is a predicted model, not a curated record.